Molecule: messenger RNA, 1076 nt
Organism: Balaenoptera acutorostrata (minke whale)
Lineage: Eukaryota; Metazoa; Chordata; Mammalia; Artiodactyla; Balaenopteridae
Product: replication protein A 32 kDa subunit-like
Exons: 1
Coding region: 99-911 (270 amino acids)
Biological process (GO): nucleotide-excision repair; DNA replication; double-strand break repair via homologous recombination
Cellular component (GO): nucleus; chromosome, telomeric region; site of double-strand break
Molecular function (GO): DNA binding
Source: RefSeq, a predicted model, not a curated record
GAUAUAGCGGAGCGGCCGCUGCAGGGUCCGGAGGCGGUUAGGGGAACCCACCAGGCCGGAACCUUCUGGAACUCUUUCCUGAGGGAAUUGUGACGAAGAUGUGGACCAGUGGAUUUGAAAGCUAUAGCAGUUCCUCUUUUGGGGGAGCCGGAGGCUACACACAGUCCCCUGGGGGCUUUGGAUCACUGACACCUUCCCAAGCUGAAAAGAAAUCUAGAGCCCGAGCUCAGCAUAUUGUACCCUGUACCAUAUCUCAGCUGCUUUCUGCUACUCUGGUUGAUGAAGUGUUCAAAAUUGGAAAUGUUGAGAUUUCACAGGUCACUGUUGUGGGGAUAAUCAGAAAUGCAGAGAAGGCUGCAACCAACAUUGUUUACAAAAUAGAUGACAUGACGGCUGCACCCACGGAUGUCCGCCAGUGGGUUGACACAGACGAUGCCAGCACUGAAAACACUGUGGUUCCUCCAGAAACCUAUGUGAAAGUGGCUGGUCAUCUGAGAUCUUUUCAGAGCAAGAGAAGUCUGGGAGCCUUUAAGAUCAUGCCCCUGGCGGAUAUGAAUGAGUUCACCACACAUAUUCUGGAAGUAGUCGAUGCACACAUGAUGCUGAGCAAGUCUAACAGCCAGCCCUCAGCAGGGAGAGCACCUAUCAGCAAUCCAGGAAUGGGUGAAGCUGGGAACUUUGGUGGGAAUAGCUUCAUGCCAGCAAAUGGCCUCACUGUGGCCCAGCACCAGGUACUGAAUUUGAUUAAGGCUUGCCCAAGGCCUGAAGGAUUGAACUUUCAGGAUCUCAAGAAUCAGCUCCAACACAUGACCGUAGCCUCAAUCAAGCAAGCUGUGGAUUUUCUAAGCAACGAGGGACACAUCUAUUCCACUAUGGAUGAUGAUCAUUUUAAAUCCACAGACGCAGAAUAACUGGAUCUAAUUGGGUACCCGAAAUAUUUUCCAGCUGGACUUUUUAUGCAAUCUCUUGUCUCCAGCUGUGCAUAUAUUUGGCAGGUUGACUUCUAGGAAGGAGGUUUCAUCUAUAAAAGGUUUCAACUGACAUCCUUUUGAAACUUACUACUGUUCUGUGUUUUU